Acanthoscelides obtectus is the source of this 1061-nucleotide messenger RNA. NCBI's taxonomy places the organism in Eukaryota, Metazoa, Arthropoda, Insecta, Coleoptera, Chrysomelidae. The record is from the annotation of a GenBank genome assembly.
UGAACAGCAACUGGCUUCUGAAAUUGCAGCAUUGAAAAAAGAGAUCGAAUUUUUAACACAUGAGAAGAACGUGAGCUCUAAGAUGAUAGAGCAACUAGAAUACACAAACAAUCUCCAAAAAUCAGUCAUUGAUUCGCAUCAGCAACAAGCAGCUCAUUCCACCAUGAAUCCAGUUAUGCUACCUUCGAGAUCAACUGCUUCCUCAACGCUAAGCUUUAGCGAAGCAGUCGAAAAAAUACCGAACAGGUCUUCUGUCUUGCUAAUCAAGUCUGACAGUAACUCUGGCAAUAACGAUAUUCUGCGGGAUGUAACAACUUCAGUAAAUCCUGCUAAAAUUAAUGUUUGCAUUAAUAACACGCACAAAAUAAGAAAUGGAAUUGCAGUUCACUGUCAAGAUGAGAAGUCACUUACGGUUCUCAAGAAUAGUUUGGAUAAGGAGCUUGGGUCCAAAUAUUCAAUCAUGGAAGCUAGAAAACAUAAUCCACGUCUCCUAAUCAAAAACGUUAACCUCGACAGUCUGGAUUCGCCCGAAUCGAUAAUCAAUAAUAUUGUAGCCUUAAACAAUAUUGAUGACACGCAUCAGUCUGACAUAAAAUUCGUUACCAAGCAUUACGAGAGCACAAAUAUCGUCAUAGAAGUAUCUUCUGACCUUAGGAAUAUCUUGUUAGAGAAAAGUUUCCUGUUCAUCGGAUGGAAGAAAUCGCCUGCACCUAAGGUGAACCCUGAGAUAACGGAAGCCAUAAUAGAAAUUUUCGCUCGCAGGGAUGCGUGCUUGGACUGUGUACAGCAACAUGUGAGUUGUUCAUUAACUGCAAGUGGCAAUACUCUAUUCUCUAGGUUCAAAGAAGGGAGAGGAGCGCAUGCUGGCAGAUAUUCACAUUAAAGCAAAGAACUCAAGAGUACUCUGACAGGUCUGACCAAGUUCACUAGGGCAGGCUAACCAGCUGAAAUCCAGCAAAUACUGUAUACACUGAAUGCAAAAUGCUGAAUGCACUGUACAAUAUCAAUAACUAAAUCAAUAAAACAUUCUCAAAUUAGUGGUUUGCUGCAGGAGCUCGUCU